AUGUCGUGGUGCCCUCCUGCACUUCCUGUCCUGUCCUGUCCUGCAAUGGUCGUCAAGGUACGCACUAGGAAGGUUCUCCAGACAAACUGUAACGAAGUGUGUCACCUCCUUUAUGUCAAAUGCACUAAUCUUAAACUAAAAAUAGCAGAUCAUAAAUCUAAAAUCCUCUUGACCCCUAAGAAAGGCAGAUCGCUUGCAGGACGCCCUGCGAUCAAACUAAAUGGGCAGAGAAUUAAAAUUGUGAAUACCUUGAAAUAUCUGGGUGUCACUUUUGAUACUAAAAUGACGUGGAUCCCCCACAUUCAAGAUCUCAAGCUAAGAACCAGUGCUAUAGUUAAGCAAAUGCGCCAGUUUUAUGGUUAUAAGUGGGGACUCAAUCCACACAUACAAAAAGUGUUAUAUACGACAGUAGUGGAAAAGAUAGCUACAUACGCAGCAGCAGUUUGGUGCCACCCAAUGCAGGGCAGGAAGAUUAAACAUCUUUAUACCAUACAACGGCCCUUCGCAUUGGGCAUUACAAGGGCCUACCGUACAACCUCAUCGGAUGCUCUUAAUGUAUUAGCUGGUCUACUCCCACUACACAUACGAGUUGAAGAAGAGGCGGCCAGACAGAUUAUACUGCAACUCAAAAAGCCAACUGUGUUUGACGAGGAAUACUUCCAUCCGGAAGAAGAAUAUGAAGUCAUUGAUCGACCACUGCAUGUCCACCCAGCGAGCAAAGGCACUGGUGUCAAAGUCACCAUCAACCCGUCUACGACUAAUUCCCCAACACUAUUUAACAUCUUCACCGACGGCUCCAAAAUCGAUGAAAAAGCGGGAUGCUCAUACAUAGUCAUGCGACAUGAUACAAUUCAAGCAAGAUGGAAGGCACAACUGCGGCAGCAUAACAGUGUUUUUCAAGGAGAAGCGAUAGCAAUUGCCCAAGCAGUUAACUAUUUGCUCUCCUCUAACAUCCAUAAUGCCACCAUCAAAACCGACAGUUUGUCGUCGUUGCAUGCCAUCAUGAACCCCAACCAUGUCAGUAAAAUAAUACAGGGCAUUCAAGCAAAUCUGCGCCAAUGCAACCUGCACAUCAAGCUUGAAUGGAUCAAAGCACAUGCGGGUCAUCUCGGAAACGAGAUGGCGGACCAACUUGCCAAAGAAGCGGCGUUAGGCCCGACAGAUUUGCAGUUCAAUAUCCCAUGGCCGGUCACAUUUCUAAAGAAGUCACUACGACUUAAAGCCAUUGGCAAGUGGCAACAAGAAUGGGAUGACAGUACCACUGGAAGACGUGUCCACUACCACAUCAGCUAUGUGGACACAGAACGGAACAUUGCCAAUUCACAGCUGGUUAGGUACAUUUCGGGACAUGGACCUUUUCCUGUAUACUUCUACCGAUUUGGCAUCUGUUCCUCAGAUCAAUGUACGUGUGGACACACAGGCUCCCCGGAGCACUACCUAACUUCUUGUCCACUCACAGAGGGACAACAUGUUCCUAUACCAACGACUAACAGACAGUCAUUUUGUAAAUUCCUUAUUAAGCAGCGCCACUUAAUCCAAAAAAUUGGACGUAUGAUGGAUAAGCUGGCAGACCUAAACACAGACUUAUGCCAAAUAUAG
This is a messenger RNA of Stegodyphus dumicola, 1599 nucleotides long. RefSeq lists its product as uncharacterized. The record is from RefSeq and is a predicted model, not a curated record. Lineage: Eukaryota; Metazoa; Arthropoda; Arachnida; Araneae; Eresidae.